CGACCGCGCGUGUCCAAGAAAACUAACAAGUUCCUGUUCCACGUUGGUGCAUCCCAGUUGCUCCCAUUCUCGUCCCUUCUUGGAAAUCUUACCCUGUUCAAAAACCCUAGACAGGGAACAUUUUCUCAAGGCUUUGUUUUUUUUUGGGGGUGGGGGGGGGGUAUUUUUUUCAAUUCUUGAAGCGAUUCGAUUUCGUCAGGAUUUCAAGAAAAACCAUAAGCAGAGCAUGAGCACUCUUGAUGUGAGGGGGCCUUCUCUUAGAGGGUAUCGACGGAGGAAGGCAGUGCUGGAUCUAAAUGUUCCUCCCAGUGAAAUCAGGGAACAGGAGGGUACUUCGCAACAGGCUGAGCCUGAGGAAGUGACUAACCAGCCUGCACCAGCUGCAACUAUUGAUGUUGAGGCUAUUGAUGAUGAUGUAAUUGAAUCUUCUGCUAGAGCAUUUGCAGAGGCUAAAACCAAUUCAAGGAGGAGCCGAGGAAGGACUGUUUUAGUUGAUGUAGAUUCAGGCCGACCAGCUAGGUCAACUAAUAAUAAUCAGAACAGGCACAGAAGACUUCCUCCAAGUCCAACAGUUAUCAAUUGCGAUCAUUAUAUCAUUUUAGAAAGUGCAGCAAAGUCGACUGUGGUCGAGGAAAUUAUAGAGCCACAGCCACCUCCAAAGGAACCAACCUUCAGUUGUCCAAUUUGCAUGGGUUCUUUAAUUGAGGAGAUGUCCACAAGGUGUGGGCACAUUUUCUGCAAGGCGUGCAUUAAAGCUGCAAUAGCUGCCCAGGGAAAAUGCCCUACUUGCAGGAAAAGAGUCACUGUUAAGGAACUAAUUAGGGUCUUCCUUCCAGCGGCCAGUUGAAUAUGAGCUUCAUGCCCAACUAGUAACAGAUAAUACAAACUGCCUUUGAGAAGGGAAAGAAUCUAAGGAUUUGGCUUGUCAGUGGAGCUAUUCUUUGAAUUUUGGAGUUGCUGACAUGUU
Durio zibethinus is the source of this 967-nucleotide messenger RNA. RefSeq lists its product as uncharacterized. Gene Ontology annotation, biological process: ubiquitin-dependent protein catabolic process. NCBI's taxonomy places the organism in Eukaryota, Viridiplantae, Streptophyta, Magnoliopsida, Malvales, Malvaceae. Gene Ontology annotation, molecular function: SUMO binding; SUMO-ubiquitin ligase activity; ubiquitin protein ligase activity. The record is from RefSeq and is a predicted model, not a curated record. Gene Ontology annotation, cellular component: SUMO-targeted ubiquitin ligase complex.